AUGCAUAGAUUUUACGCUGCUCGUAGCGCCUCUCGACUACCUCAUCGCUGCUUCACAAGGUCUUGCGCGUCUCCACUGAACGACUUACCAGACAACAGUGUUCUUGCCUAUGCGGAUGGCGCGUCUCGCGGCAAUCCCGGUCACAGCGGCUGCGGUGCGUUGCUGAUGGACCCUUCGUCGGGUCGCGUGCUGGCCUCAGAAACCAAGUACGUGGGCAACCAGGAGACCAACAACGAGGCCGAAUAUCACGGUUUGAUGCUGGCGCUGCGACUGGCGCAGAGGUACCAAGCUACGUAUGUGCACGUGCACAUGGACUCCCAGCUCGUCGUACGGCAGAUGCAGGGCCUUUAUCGCGUCAAGGCCACGAAUCUGCGAAGACUCCAUCAGCAGUGCAAGGAACUUAGUGCAGCGUUUCCCCAUGUGACAUUUUCACACGUGGCUCGAGAGAAAAAUGCCGCUGCCGAUCGUCUCGCGAACGAAGCCAUUGAUGAGUACAAUGCCAUGGUCAAUUAA
This is a messenger RNA of Peronospora farinosa, 513 nucleotides long. NCBI's taxonomy places the organism in Eukaryota, Oomycota, Peronosporomycetes, Peronosporales, Peronosporaceae. The record is from the annotation of a GenBank genome assembly.